Molecule: messenger RNA, 1263 nt
Organism: Brassica napus (rape)
Lineage: Eukaryota; Viridiplantae; Streptophyta; Magnoliopsida; Brassicales; Brassicaceae
Exons: 2
Coding region: 316-996 (226 amino acids)
Source: RefSeq, a predicted model, not a curated record
GUGUUAAUGUGUUCACUUUAUUCUUUUUGAGUUUUGUCAAAAUUCGGUCGAGAGUAGUGUCGGCCACUUUAAUCUAGUUCUUGUCUUAAAAAGAAAGAAUAGUUUUUCUUGCAAAAUGUUUUUUUUCUUUAAAUCAAAUAAGUAACUAAACUUCUCUCGUGACUUGCAUUAUUUUCCUAGUAUUAUUAAUAGUACAAAAUUUAAUUUGAUUGAGAAAAUCUAUACAUACACAGAGACUUACUUUAUAUGUAAAGGAGGCAUUGACGUGACAAACCGUCCACCGUCUUCCUCCUCCUACUCCUUGUCUCCGCAAGCAUGCCCCCUUCCUCCUCCUCCUCAUCAUCCCUCCACCCCUGCAAGCAUUCCCCGUCGGCAACUCUCGACCUCCUAAUCCUAAUCCUCGUCCUCUUCUCCGGCGCAUUCCUCAUCUCCUCCUACUUCUCAUACCUAAUCCACUCCUUGUCCCUCCUCUCCUCUCAUUUCCCAUCGAUCGCCCUCUCUCUCUCCUCUCUCCCUCUCCCUCUGAUCCUCCUCUUCUCCGAUCACGACCACGAUCCCGACGAUGAAGAUCACGACGGAAUCUCUCUGGCGUCGUUCUUGUUCGUGUUCGCGGUCUUCUUCGCUGCCUCAGUCGCGUUCCUCGACCUGUGCUGCGGCUCGAGGUCGAGGAGGUGCCGUAACCCUAAAUGCAAAGGGCUGAAGAAGGCUAUGGAGUUUGAUUUGCAGCUGCAGACGGAGGAGAGUGUUAGGGCGGGAUCGGGGAAGGAGAUUGAUCGGUUGCCGUGGAAAGGAGGGAGCGAGAGUAAUCCUGAUUACGAGUGUUUGAGAGCUGAGCUUAGGAAGAUGGCUCCGGUUAAUGGUCGAGCUGUUUUGCUUUUCCGGUCAAGGUGUGGUUGCCCUGUUGCUAAGCUUGAAGGGCGGGGGCCUAAGAGAAGCCGCCGUCAUAAAAAAUUGCCGGCAAAGUUAGCUGUAAAGGGGUGUGUAGACAAUCACUGACCUGGAAAAUCUCCAAACUAUACUUACAGAUUAUCACAUUAAAAGUUGUUGCAAAUUACACAUUUGCAAUUUGCAGGUUCUUCCUCUCAGAUUACACAUUCAUUUAGGAUUAUGAGGAAAACAUAAAAGUAUUGAAAAUUUUCCAUUUCCUAUAGAGUUAAUCCCUAAAACUUUAAAUGCCUUCUUUGAACACUUGUAUAACUUAUAUGUACUAUGAAAAAUUCAAUGUUAUCAAAAAUCAAAUACAUAAAAUAAUGUUUUAUUUUC